Molecule: messenger RNA, 539 nt
Organism: Halteromyces radiatus
Lineage: Eukaryota; Fungi; Mucoromycota; Mucoromycetes; Mucorales; Cunninghamellaceae
Exons: 1
Coding region: 1-486 (161 amino acids)
Source: RefSeq, a predicted model, not a curated record
AUGGAAACAUGGCAUUGGUGGCUAAUCGGGAUUAUAAUAGUGAUCAUGCUUGUAGUAAUAUGUUUCUGCUUUUGGUAUUAUAGACGUCGUUCUAUUACCAAACAAUCUGAGCAAAACAAAAAAAAUACCAAUGAUAACAAUAAUAAUGAUGAUGGUCAAGAAGAAAAAAUCAUCUAUCCUAUAACCAAUACACCUACGAGUACUGAUACAACAUCAUCACCUAAAAGAAUGAUGUCUUCUCGUACUUUGAUGAAUCCUCAUUUUCUUACCGAACUUUCAGCUCCACCUAUUCAAUUCUUUUUAGGACGAAAAGAACAACGAUGGAUUCCUCCUCGACCAUCAUCAUCAGAAACAAUAGAUAUUCCCCCACUUUCCUUGUCUCCCUUUUUAAGUCGAAGAUCCUCUGGUUCAGAUCCACAGUCUCGUAGUCCAUCACCUAUUCUUUCCAAACUCACUUGGUCAUCACGAAAACGCAAUGAUUCAUAAAUAUGAUUGUUUUUACUAUCACCAUAUAUGUCCAUCUUCUUUUUUUUUUUUUU